AUGUCCUACCCCGAUCCCGGCCGCAACCACAGCCACCGCCGAAGCCAGACCCAUCAGUCCAUACCGCUGCAGGACCUCAGCCGCCCGCCGGACCAAGACGACGCCCCCACGCCCGCGCCGCACCAGCACCGCCGCACCCUGAGCGACCGUGGGCGCAACCUGCUCAGGCAGACGGGCUCCCUAGCCACGGGCCAGUACCGGACGUCGCAGUAUGCGCCCAUCGCAGAAGUCUCGCCAAGCCCAACACGCCGUCCCCACCUAGACUUAGACACAAAUACAAACACAAACCCAAACCCAAACACAAACACAAACAUAAACACAAACACAAACACGGCAGCUGGCCAUGGCGGGAUACGCAGGGUGCACGACGACGGCAUCGACUCGCCCAUAGACGCAGGCGCCUUCCAGUCGGCCAUUGGCUUCGGCAUGGACAUGAGCUUCCAGGGCGACACCUCACCGCCGCUGUCGCCCAUACUGCCCACCCCAGGCUCGUCAGAUCACUCCUACCCCCCCUACCCCCCAUACAGCCAAGAUCCCUAUGCGCCACGCGCAACCUCCGAGGACCAUGGCUACUUCUCGCCCAUGGAAGACGACACUGCGCAUCUGACCGACUCCCGCCAUCUGCAGCCCAUCAGCGGCGCUGCAGUCAACAUCUCGCCGCCCUCCAUGGACCGCUCCAGCUUCCAGAGCGUGCAGUUCUUGAGUCCCGGACGCACGUCGCCACGCGCAACGUACAGCGGCGAUGUGGGAAACGCGGAAACUGCGACAGGUCUCAGUCCCUCGCCAAGCAGAAACCGCUCGCUCUCGCCCGGCCACUUGGGGUCGCCGCUGCAUCGCGCCGGAACCAUCGUGCGCAACAUGUCUCAGCGUGUCGUCAACGUCAGCAACGACUCAGAGGUAGCCGAGCGCCAUAUCCAGAGAAAAUCCACCCUGAAUCGGCCGCGUACCCAACGCCCACCCUCGUUGACCGUGUUACCUGAAUACAUGACGGAUGGCCCCUCUUCGCCUGGGCCCACAACCCCCAUUGAGAAACCGCAGACACCCACCGUACGCUCCCGCAGGUCAAGCGCCCAAUGGCAGAGGCCCUCCAAUCCCUUCCGCGGCAAGAGCCUGGGUAUCUUUCCCGCCGACAGCACGCUGCGGUUGAAGUUGAGCAACCUCCUCGUGAACCCAGUCACGGAACCCAUACUCCUUGUCCUCAUCGUCGUGCAAACCGUCCUCCUGGCGGUUGAUGCGAGGAACAAGGCGCAGUACGGGCCUGGUCAUGUCAAGGAACUGCAAAAAUUUCAACCCAUCGACUGGGUCCUUCUCGGCUUGUUCAUCGUCUACACAAUCGAAGUCAUCAUCCGAAUCAUCGUGUCUGGCUUCAUCAUCAACCCAGUCGAGUACAGUACCAUCAACAGACAGGUCGGCCUGCGAGAGGCCGUGCUCAGCAAAGCCAACCAACUCUUUGGCGGGCCUCAACGACAGCCGUCGCAAAGAAGAGGCGGUACCGACACCGAUUCAACCAUGGGCCCUCAACAGCCUUCUGUGCUGCGGACCUUCACAACUGCCCAGAUGCACCCUGACGUUGGACUGAGUGAUCCGCGCGAGCGACAACGUGUUCGCCUAGCGCACAGAGCCUAUUUGAGGCACUCCUUCAAUCGAACCGACUUUGUUGCUGUAGUCUCGUUUUGGAUCGCCCUACUCCUAGGUGCCCUUGACAUUGAAAACACCCGCGUGAUUCUGGUCUUCCAAAUGCUCAGCUGCUUACGUAUCAUUCGCCUCUUGAACCUUACGAGCGGUACUUCGGUCAUCUUGAGAAGUUUGAAAAAAGCGGCUCCCCUGCUCUUGAACGUAGCGUUCUUGAUCGGAUUCUUUUGGCUUCUAUUCUCCAUCGUCGGUGUGCAAAGCUUCAAGUCUAGUCUCCGAAGAAACUGCGUGUGGACCGAUCCCGACGGCGUAUUCGAGCCAUUCACCAACUCGGACCAAUUCUGCGGCGGCCAUUUGGUAAGGAACGGCUCAGGAGUGCUCGUCCACGAGGGCUACGAGCUUGCCUCGGGGCAGCGGUCUCCCGGUCCUGAACACGGCAAGGGCUUCUUGUGUCCCGUGAACUCCCGUUGCGUUGAGGCCGACAACCCCUACAACGGCACCCAGAGCUUUGACAAUAUUCUACAGUCCCUGGAGCUGGUUUUCGUCAUCAUGUCGUCCAACACUUGGUCCGAUCUGCUCUACACCGUGUCAGAUACCGACUACCUUAUCAGCGCGCUCUUCUUCAUUGUGGGAAUCCUAGUCCUCAGUCUAUGGCUUGUAUCGCUCUUGAUCGCCGUCAUCACUUCCACAUUCCAAAUCAUCCGCGAGGAGAGCAAAACCAGCGCUUUCACAGGCGAGCAGAUUGUCGAAGAAGACAAUGAGAAAGAAGAAGCGAACCAGCGCGUCAGCAGCCUCAAGCGCAUGUACGACAAGACAUCCGGAGUAUGGGUCGUGGUCAUCGCUUUUGGUCUGGUCGCCCAGAUGAUGAAAAGCGCCGGCAUGAGCAACUCCCGGCGGAACUUUAUCGAUGUGACCGAGAUCGUCACUACCUUUGUACUGCUCGUUGAGAUUAUUGUCCGGUUUAUUGUGGACUGGAGACACUUCUUCAGAAGCAAGCGCAACCUCACCGACCUGGCUAUUGCCAUCAUCACCACCGUCAUCCAGAUACCGGUGAUCAAACACGCACACGGUGGAAGGGCCUAUGCUUGGCUGAGUAUCUUUCAGAUCAUGCGGGUCUACCGUAUUGUACUGGCUGUUCCUGUGACUCGGGAUCUCAUCAUGGUCGUCUUCGGCAACGUCGGCGGUCUGCUCAACCUGAUCCUAUUCGUAUUCCUCCUCACGUUCCUUGCAUCCAUCUUUGCUUCUCAGCUCUUUCGUGGCGAGAUACCUGAAGAAGCUGAUGGCGCUACGAUCCGCGUAUCCUUCAAUGACAUCUUCAACUCCUUCAUUGGCAUGUAUAUCAUCUUCUCCAGUGAAAACUGGACUGAUAUCUUGUACACCGUCACUAACUACCAGCGGGCUUUUGGUACCGCUUGGAUUGGAGCUUCGUUCUGUAUCCUUUGGUUCAUAUUUGCCAAUCUCAUCGUCCUGAAUAUGUUCAUUGCUGUCAUCCAAGAAAACUUUGACGUAUCGGAAGACGAGAAACGUUUGCAACAGGUCAAGGCUUUCCUGCAACAAAAAGAGCAGGGGCUCAGCUCCGCCUAUGGUAAUUUGUCUCUGUCGUCAAUCUUCAAGCUUGGUCAUGCGAACCGGAGGGAUCCGCUGGAUUACGGCUCUGCCGCAGCCGAGAUGUUGCUCAAGGACGCCGUUGUUCGCGACUUCCUGGACGAAGGGGAUGAAGAUGCUGCACCCCACAAUGAAGAGCCUCGACCCGGCAUUCGCCCUGCAAAGACAGUCGUUGGCUCGGGUACCAUGUCCACCAUAUGGCAGAGAAUCCUGCGCAGAACCGUUCACAGAGAGCCAAAUCCUUUCUAUGCCCCACUCGAUUAUGGCCGGGCAUACGAGGACCUCGACCCCAGAAAGAUGGCGAAAGAAGUAGUGUCUGCUACAGAAAGACGGAAGAAGGCACAGCGAGAGUAUCUGCGGAACCACCCCAACUACAACGUUUCCUUGUUCCUGUUUAGACCUAGCAACCCCAUCCGCAGGCUCUGUCAGCGUGUAGUGGGACCCGGUCGCGGCGGUGAUCGCAUCGAGGGAUUAGCUCCAUCGGUUCCAAUUUGGUACGCAUUCUCGGCCUUUGUUUACGCUGCCAUCAUCGCCAUGGUGCUUUUGGCCUGUGUCACUACGCCUCUUUAUCAGCGAGAAUACUUCAUGAAGCAUGAAUUCAGCGUCAGGAAUUGGUUUGUUUGGACUGACAUGGGCUUUGCUGUCCUGUUUACAUUCGAAGCGCUCGUCAAAGUUAUCGCUGAUGGAUUCUUUUGGACGCCAAACGCCUACUUUCGUGGCUCAUGGGGUUUCAUUGACGGCGUUGUGUUGGUUACUUUGUGGGUCAACGUCGCCACGUCCCUUCUGAACGAAGGGCAAGUUACAAGGACCGUUGGCGCCUUCAAAGCCCUCAGAGCCCUUCGACUACUCAACGUCAGUGACAGUACUCGCGAUCACUUUCACUCGCUCAUAGUUCGGGGAUGGUGGAAACUGUUUUCGGCCGCCUUUGUGUCUCUGAGCUUGUUGAUCCCGUUCGCUAUAUACGGACUGAACAUCUUCGUCGGACAAUUCCAGGCCUGCAACGACGACGAUUUCGGCUCUACCAAUCUCAAAGAUUGUGUUGGGGAGUACAACAGCUCACCCUUUGACUGGGACGUUCUGGCGCCACGCCUAGCUGCCAACCCUUACUAUGAUUUUGACAACUUUGGAGACUCGCUCUUCAUUCUCUUUCAGAUUGUUUCACAGGAAGGCUGGACAGAUUUGUUGUUUUCAAGCAUGGCCAUUACUGGUGUUAACACUCAACCCGAAGACUUCAGCCGCAGAGGCAACGGCGUGUUCUUCAUUGUUUUCAACUUGCUCGGUGCCGUCUUCGUCCUGACGCUUUUCAUCUCCGUCUUCAUGCGCAACUAUACCGAACAGACCGGAGUAGCGUUCCUCACAACCGAUCAACGUUCUUGGCUCGAAUUGCGCAAGUUGCUUCGACAAGUAUCGCCAUCGAAGCGCCCUUCGUCUACAAGACAGCGUGAAUCUUGGGAAGAGUGGUGCUAUCAUCGAGCUGUGCGCAAGACGGGCAAAUGGCAACGCUUCAUCACUGGAGUGCUCAUUCUGCAUCUGAUCCUACUUUGCUUAGAAUGGUAUCCAGGUUAUGGAGGGUGGGACCUGGCCAGAGAUUAUAUUUUUCUCGCUUUGACAUGCGUCUUCAUUGCAAACAUUGUAAUUCGUAUCCUUGGCCUUACGUGGCACCGAUUUCGCAGGAGUUCCUGGGACGUCUUCUCGCUCUUUGCCGUCUCUGGCACGUUUGCUACGUCCAUCCUCAUUCUUGCGCGACGAGACGAGAGAGUGUUUGUUCAACUGCAUAAGCUGUGCCUUGUAUCGAUCGCUCUCAUGCUGAUUCCUCGAAACAAUCAGCUCGACCAACUCUUCAAAACCGCAGCGGCGAGUUUGGCGGCUAUUGCAAAUUUGCUCGCCACAUGGUUUGUGUUGUUCCUCGUCUAUUCUAUCGCGCUCACACAGACCUUUGGUCUCACUCGAUUCGGUGCCAACGAAACCGCCAACCAAAACUUCCGCACGGUACCCAAAGCGCUCAUCUUCUUGUUCUCAAUGAGCAUGGGCGAGGGUUGGAACGAGUUCAUGGAAGAUUACGCCAAUGUCGAUAAACCCUACUGUACAGAAGGAGAAAGAUACUUCGAGAGCGAUUGUGGCAGUCCUGAAUGGGCGCGAGCGCUGUUUAUCAGCUGGAACAUUCUCAGCAUGUACAUUUUCGUCAAUCUGUUCGUCUCGUUGAUCUACGAAAGUUUCAGUUACGUUUACCAGCGGAGCAGUGGGUUGUCGGUCAUCAGCCGAGAAGAAGUCCGGCGAUUCAAGCAGGCUUGGGCUGAGUUCGAUCCUAACGGGACAGGCUAUAUCUCACGAGAUGUCUUCCCGAGACUUCUGGGCGAACUCUCUGGGAUCUUUGAGAUGCGAAUUUACGACGGCGACUUCACAAUUGGUCGGUUGAUUGAGGAGUGCGCCACGACAUCGCGCCGCGCGUCGAACCUCAACCUCGGAGGCCGUGAACCUUCGCCAGAGAUUGAUCUUGACAAGCUCAAUCGCCGUCUUGCGCAACUUCCAGUCCUGGAAAUCCGUCGCAGAAGGGCACGCAUGAAUACCUUCUACGAAGAGGUACUCGUGUCGAGUGACCCAGACCGAGGCAUUCAGUUCACCUCGCUGCUCAUGAUUCUUGCUCACCACAAGGUCAUUAACGACAACAAGAGCUUGAGGCUCGAGGAGUUUCUACGGCGCAGAGCUCGCCUGCAGCGUGUGGAAGAAGCUGUGCGGCGCAACGUCGUUGUUGGCUUUUUUGACACCUUGUAUUGGGCUCGUCGUUUCCGACGCGCGAUGGAGCAGAAGAAGCAAGGCCGCAUGGCGACGAUGCCAACGUUCAACGUGCCCGAGAUCUUCAUCGACGAUGAAGACAUCACAGACGCGCAGCGCGGACAACAAUCACCAAGCGGAAGUCCACUCUUCUCACCCACCGAUCUGCAUUCUGGGGAUCGACUUUCGGGCGGCAGUCUCCGCUCGAUACCAAGUCUAGACACGACGAUGCGCAGCCGAUCGAACUCGAUCCAGAUGUCACCCACGGGCUCGCCCACUCGAGGAGGACCGCUCUCGCCGUCGUCACCACGAGCAUCGCCAUUAUCGCCACCUGCCGAUGCUGACUGGCACUUUGCAUCGGCUCUUACUCUCAGCCGACCGCCUAGCCCGCUCGAAGAGCAACUUGCACCGACAGAUACCCGUAACAGAGCAAAUAGCGCGGUCAGUGCAGCCGACGUUCUGGAAGUUCUGGACAGCUCUGCUUGGGGCGAGAGUAUCCGCAGAAGUUUCACGCAGCGACGACCUGGACACUAA
Ascochyta rabiei is the source of this 6543-nucleotide messenger RNA. Its product is annotated as calcium channel protein. The record is from RefSeq and is a predicted model, not a curated record. Gene Ontology annotation, molecular function: calcium ion binding; high voltage-gated calcium channel activity. The transcript has 9 exons. Gene Ontology annotation, biological process: calcium ion import across plasma membrane. Gene Ontology annotation, cellular component: voltage-gated calcium channel complex; membrane. NCBI's taxonomy places the organism in Eukaryota, Fungi, Ascomycota, Dothideomycetes, Pleosporales, Didymellaceae. The coding region runs from base 1 to 6543 and encodes 2180 amino acids.